Seriola aureovittata is the source of this 3941-nucleotide messenger RNA. It is a transcript of the gene sucla2, whose product is annotated as succinate-CoA ligase ADP-forming subunit beta. Gene Ontology annotation, cellular component: mitochondrion; succinate-CoA ligase complex. Gene Ontology annotation, molecular function: metal ion binding; ATP binding; succinate-CoA ligase (ADP-forming) activity. Bases 51 to 1451 code for a protein of 466 amino acids. Gene Ontology annotation, biological process: succinyl-CoA metabolic process; tricarboxylic acid cycle. The transcript has 11 exons. NCBI's taxonomy places the organism in Eukaryota, Metazoa, Chordata, Actinopteri, Carangiformes, Carangidae. The record is from RefSeq and is a predicted model, not a curated record.
UUGCAGUUCACGACGCAUGCGCAGUUAGUUACUUCGCUCUAGAGGGAGACAUGGCGACGUCCCUGAUCUGCGGCCGUUUGACGGCCAGCCUGAGAAAUUCAGGGGCCAGGAACACGAUCAGCUCCGCUUCCAAGGUCCUCGGUGGGUCUUCAGGUCUGUUUGGAGGCCAUGUGUCCCAGCUGCAGCCCCCCCACCUGCAGCAGCAGCAGAGGAACCUCUCCCUACACGAGUACAUGAGCAUCGGGCUGCUGAAAGAGGCCGGCAUCUCCGUGCCCGACGGCAUGGUGGCCAGCUCCUCGGAUGAGGCGUACGCCGUGGCCAAGCAGAUCGGCUCAAAGGACCUGGUGGUGAAAGCUCAGGUCCUGGCCGGGGGCAGAGGGAAGGGGACGUUCGAGGGCGGCCUGAAGGGAGGAGUGAGGAUCGUCUACUCUCCAGAGGAGGCCCGUGACAUUUCGUCCCAGAUGAUUGGUCGAAAGCUCUACACCAAGCAGACCGGGGAGGCGGGACGUAUCUGCAACCAGGUGUUCAUCUGCGAGCGCAGGUAUCCACGCAGAGAGUACUACUUCGCCAUCACCAUGGAGAGGUCCUACCAGGGCCCCGUCCUGAUUGGCAGCUCGCAGGGGGGCGUGAACAUCGAAGACGUCGCUGCAGAAAAUCCAGACGCCAUUGUGAAGGAGCCCAUCGACAUCGUGGAGGGCAUCAAGAUGGAGCAGGCGGUCAAGGUCGCUAAGAAGAUGGGCUUCCCGCCGGCGCUGGUGAACGAGGCGGCGGAGAACAUGAUCAAACUGUACAACGUGUUCAUCAAGUACGACGCCUCCAUGGUCGAGAUCAACCCCAUGGUGGAGGACUCCUCUGGCAUCGUGAUGUGCAUGGACGCCAAGAUCAACUUCGACUCUAACGCCGCGUACCGCCAGCAGAAGGUGUUUGACCUGCAGGACUGGACCCAGGAGGACCCCCGGGACCGACAGGCCGCCAGGGCCGACCUGAACUACAUCGGCCUGGACGGAACCAUCGGCUGCCUGGUGAACGGAGCGGGUCUGGCCAUGGCCACCAUGGACAUCAUCAAGCUGCAUGGCGGCACUCCGGCCAACUUCCUGGAUGUGGGAGGAGGAGCCACGGCCCACCAGGUGACCGAGGCGUUCAAACUCAUCACCUCUGACAGGAAGGUUCAGGCCAUCCUGGUCAACAUCUUCGGAGGCAUCAUGAGGUGUGAUGUCAUCGCCCAGGGCAUCAUCAUGGCCGUGAGAGACCUGGACCUCAAGAUCCCCAUCGUUGUGCGGUUACAAGGGACGAGAGUGGACGAUGCUAAAGCUCUGAUCGCUGCCAGCCCUCUGAAAAUCCUGGCCUGUGACGACCUGGACGAAGCCGCCAAAAUGGUUGUAAAGCUUUCUGAAAUCGUCUCACUGGCUAAAGAAGCUCAAGUGGACAUCACCUUCCAGCUGCCCAUCUAAGCAACCUGGACCUUUGGCCUCCAUGACCUCCUCACACCUUCUUCCUCCUCCUCCUCCCAAGCACUUCCUCAGUCCCCUCCCCUGGACACACCCAUAGCGGCCCACCACUCCUCCCCCUCCCCCACAGCGAACAGCGAUGUAGUUGUAUGUUGGCGACUCUGUGGCGUGAUGGCACCACGCUGUACAGGUCUCCCUCCAUGUUUCCUCCAACUCAUGUUGCACUUGAGUCGAUACGCACAAACCUCCACCUUCAGACCUCCUCCUCCUCCUCCUCCUCCUCCUCCUCCUCCUCCUCCUCCUCCUCAUCUUCCUCCACUCACCUCCACAGUCUCAGAGAGGCACCUGUCUGUUUACUUGGUACUUGUUGGGAUAAUCUCCUUAGAAAAAAUAAAAACAGAGCAGCUGAAGCUUGAUCCACAUUCAGAUGUUGCAGAAUCUGCGUUCAGUCCCGUGUUCAUCGUGUUCAUCGUGGUCAGUUGUGAGGCGGCGAGGCGGCAGGAAGCUGCUCUUACAUCACAACGAUCCCGUUAGCUUCUUACACACAGGUAGUUUUGCAUGAGUGCCUCUUCAGUGUGUUUGUGUCUCUGAGCAGGAAUGUAAGAGAAUAAAGGAUGAACUCGUUCCCUCCAUGUACGACUCAUAGUGUUUCUGUGACGGAGCUGCGGCGCCGCUUCAGGAAACGCCCUCAGUGUUGAAAACAGUUAAUGACAGUGACCGAACCGUUACACGCACAGCUGAUAAAAUACCAGACUACGUCCCUCUAGUGGUGUCAGCCAAUCAGACGCUUCGGUUUCAUUUGUCCAGCUUAAUUUUUCUUUUUGUUUUUGAGGUGAAGUGAAUGUAACUCGUAGAGCGUCCUCUAUCUGCAGGCAUGACUGGAACUACUUUCUGCUGAAGAAAUAGUCCCUUUUGGGAGAAGUGAUCGUACUGUAGUGGAGGUGGAAAUCUCAGAGACAUUAUGUUUAAACACCUGAAAUAAAACCCAAACUACCUGCAUGAUGAAACACCAGAGGUCAGACCAAAUUAAACUAAAGCAAAUAUUUCAUCCUGUUUUCCUCUUUUUUAAAUCAGCAGAUCAUCGUAGCAAAACGGUGACGCUCCUACACGAGAGCGAGACCCUCAGACUGAACCGGACAAAUCGUUUUAUGUCUGAAAGCGAUGUCCAUAAUUUGCUGUACAAAACAAAAUAAUUAUUUAAUUAAACAAGAAGCAAAAAAAACUCAAAUCUGAGAAUCUGGAAGCAGCAAAUGUUUGAAAAAUGACUGAAACUAAAUAUUUGGAGAAUAAUUUGAUGUUGCAGCUUUAGUUUGUAGUUUGUUUUUGCGUCUUUUAACUUUCAGCUCUGUGACUUCAAAUAGAGGCUCAGAGGCCCCCUGACCUUUGACCCUCUGAGCCUGAGUCUGUUGAUUCUAUUAGUAUUGUGCAGCAGAGACUCAUGGGAACUCAGAGGCAGCAGCUUUAUCACGUGCUCCCUUCUUACUGUACACGAGCGGCCGCGUCUGUCGAUGCGACACGUGUUGACGCGACGUCGCUUCAGCUUCAGGUUAAAAUACAAACCGUCUCCAACAGCUUCGAUCGUCUGAAGCUCAUUAAACACAGAGGACAGUCUCGGCUCAGUGGUUGAAUAAAAUUCAAGGCGAUGGAUCUUUACGAGUCCAGAUGAUCGAUCCUGGACUUCCUGUUCCGCCCUCGGCUGUGGUUAACAGAGGUGAUGCAUCUCAGCUAAUUUUUUCUUUUUUUGUGAGGCAUGAAUUAUUCAGUGUUCCUGCUGAGGAACUCAAACUUCCAGGCAGAGAAACCCUGAGGGAGGAACAUGGAGACUAAAGCAGGGUUGACUGGACGUUAAAUCAGUCAGCUCGCUGUGAUUUCCUCUGCAGCUCUCUCCCUCUCUCUCUCUCCUCCCUGCUGAUGAUUUUUAAACCAGCGGUGCAGAUGUGCAUCACUGUGCUGCUGAAGUGGAGCAUGUUUUAUUACGUUAGCUAAAGAGGCGGACUGGAGGUCUGAGGUUCAGGCUGAGAGUUCAGGUUGUCUUCAGGCAGCACAGAGUUUAUUACCAGGGUUUUACCCUUCCUUUAAAAAGUUACAAGAAAUGGACUGAAACACUGGAGAUUGCGUUUCUCUGUAUUUAUUCGCUGUUUGUGGAGAAGUCGUCUCCUUCAGGGUCGAACAGGGGCGUGUGCAGCGGCGGCCAUCAUGCCACAGAUUGGUAGCCAUUUUCUCUCAGCUGUUUGUUUGUGUGUGACAUCAGAGUGGAGGCGGGCCGCGUCCUCUCAGCAGAACGGUAAAAUGACUGUAGUUGUUUCUUUUUCCCUACCUCCUCCUCUUCCUCAAUCUCUUCCUCCAGCGCUCCGAACACAAGCCGACAUUGUGAGUUGUACGUCAUUUAUUAUAUCUUGUAAAUAACCAAACUGAUGUUCUCGCUCUGUAAAAUAUUUAUGCUCCUCCGGGAGUCUGAGAAAAGAAGAAAAAAAUAAAUAGAGAGAACACCAA